This is a messenger RNA of Merops nubicus (carmine bee-eater), 821 nucleotides long. It is a transcript of the gene SLC35C1, whose product is annotated as solute carrier family 35 (GDP-fucose transporter), member C1. Gene Ontology annotation, molecular function: antiporter activity. The record is from RefSeq and is a predicted model, not a curated record. The transcript is spliced from 2 exons. Gene Ontology annotation, biological process: GDP-fucose import into Golgi lumen; protein O-linked glycosylation via fucose. The annotation marks the transcript as partial. NCBI's taxonomy places the organism in Eukaryota, Metazoa, Chordata, Aves, Coraciiformes, Meropidae. Gene Ontology annotation, cellular component: Golgi apparatus.
CCUUCUACAACGUGGGGCGCUCCCUCACCACGGUCUUCAACGUGCUGCUCUCCUACCUGCUCCUCAAGCAGACCACCUCCCUCUAUGCCCUGCUGGCCUGCGGAGUCAUCAUAGGUGGCUUCUGGCUGGGCGUUGACCAGGAAGGAGCAGAGGGCACUCUGUCGUGGACAGGUAUAUUCUUUGGGGUCUUGGCAAGCCUGUGUGUGUCCCUCAAUGCCAUCUACACCAAGAAGGUGCUGCCCGUGGUGGAUGGGAGCAUAUGGCGCCUCACCUUCUACAACAACGUCAACGCUUGUGUCCUGUUCUUCCCCCUCAUGAUGCUGCUGGGAGAGUUCCACACCCUCUACCAUUUUGACAAGCUGGGGAACCCCAGUUUUUGGGGCAUGAUGACCCUGGGGGGAGUGUUUGGUUUUGCUAUUGGGUACGUGACCGGACUUCAGAUAAAGUUCACGAGCCCACUCACCCACAACGUGUCUGGGACAGCCAAGGCCUGUGCACAAACAGUACUGGCUGUUGUCUACUUUGAGGAGACAAAGAGUUUCUUGUGGUGGACAAGUAACUUGAUGGUGCUGGGGGGUUCCUUUGCCUACACGUGGGUGAAAGGGCUGGAGAUGAGAAAAGUGCAAGAGGAUCCUAAUGUCAAAAGCAGUGAAAGAAAUGAAGCUGGUGUGUAGGCAGCUCCUGCACCUCCAUUUCUGUGCCUGUCUGGUUAACCUUUGGUGCUUCUUUCCUCCUGGGAAGAAGAAGAGCAAGGAGCUGGAAGAAAAAUCAAAGUGUAUGGGGAACUGUGUCAAGAACCAGAGCCACAGACCUGACUGGAU